AUGUCAUUUAUCAACAGUGGAGAGAGUGGUGCUGGGAAGACAGUUUGUGCAAAGUUCAUCAUGAGUUACAUUGCAAAGGUUUCUGGUGGUGGACAAAAUGUUCAGAGAGUAAAAGAUGUCAUCCUAGAGUCAAAUCCUUUACUAGAAGCAUUUGGAAAUGCAAAGACUGUUAGAAACAAUAACUCUAGCAGAUUUGGAAAAUAUGUGGAGAUMCAGUUUACAAGAGGAGGUCAACCUGAUGGUGGAAAAAUAUCAAAUUUUCUUCUUGAAAAGGUAGUUUCUAUAGCUAGUGUAGUUGCCGUAGCUUGUGUAGAUGUUGUAGUUGCCAUAGCUAGUGGUGUG
Exaiptasia diaphana is the source of this 342-nucleotide messenger RNA. Its product is annotated as unconventional myosin-If. The record is from RefSeq and is a predicted model, not a curated record. Gene Ontology annotation, biological process: actin filament organization; vesicle transport along actin filament. The transcript is spliced from 3 exons. Gene Ontology annotation, cellular component: plasma membrane; vesicle; actin cytoskeleton. The annotation marks the transcript as partial. Gene Ontology annotation, molecular function: ATP binding; actin filament binding; microfilament motor activity. NCBI's taxonomy places the organism in Eukaryota, Metazoa, Cnidaria, Anthozoa, Actiniaria, Aiptasiidae.